Molecule: messenger RNA, 738 nt
Organism: Cantharellus anzutake
Lineage: Eukaryota; Fungi; Basidiomycota; Agaricomycetes; Cantharellales; Hydnaceae
Exons: 3
Coding region: 1-738 (245 amino acids)
Source: RefSeq, a predicted model, not a curated record
AUGGACGAAAAUGGGCACCUCCGGCCCCAUUCUCGUAACAAUAACACUUGGUGUGGCAAGCACACUGGUCAUUGCUAUGCCCAUCCCAAGGCAGACUGGAGCCACUUGAGCUUAUCGAAUGAGGCCCUCAAUUUAUGGACAAAUCAUAUUUGUGAAGGCAGGCCAGGUGUUACACUGAAACAACCACCCCACCACAAACUGUUUGAGGUAGGAGGCAUCAAAUGCAACUCCAACUGGAAGCGUGUUCAUCUGGCUUCCCCACUUCAUGUUGCCAAACACGUAAUGGUCAAGUCUCCAACUGUCGGACCAAGCACACCAACCCAUGCCAAAACCCGUGCCAAGCAUGUUCCAUCAGCUUCUCCCCUCAUGUCACCAAACGUCACAUCAACCCAUUCCCCCCUCGUUGAUCUCAACAUGACUGUCAUCAACUUGAUGUCAUCAUUGCCUGUGAGAGCCUCAACAUCAACCACUUGUGUCCAGCACCAAUGCCCUAUCAAACAACAAUCAGCUGCUAUUAUUGAUAUUCCUUCGUCACCAAGUGAACACCUCUCACGCAAACAUCACAAGUCACCACCCAUCAUUUGUCUCGACUCCGACUCUGACUCCGACUCCGACUCCAAGUCCGAUGCAAAAAACGAACCCAAUGCUGAUGGCAAUAUUGGGGGUCAGGUUAAAGUUGAUCCCAUGGAGCUCAGUGAUGAUGAGCUUGAUGAUACCAUCCCAGACAUAUUAUCCUGA